This is a messenger RNA of Huiozyma naganishii CBS 8797, 612 nucleotides long. It is a transcript of the gene TVP23, whose product is annotated as Tvp23p. Gene Ontology annotation, biological process: vesicle-mediated transport; protein secretion. Lineage: Eukaryota; Fungi; Ascomycota; Saccharomycetes; Saccharomycetales; Saccharomycetaceae. The transcript has a single exon. Bases 1 to 612 code for a protein of 203 amino acids. The record is from RefSeq and is a predicted model, not a curated record. Gene Ontology annotation, cellular component: Golgi membrane.
AUGGAGCAGAUCAGGAACUUUUAUGAGACCAUACUGAAAUCCACCCACCCAUUCACCAUGGCGGUCCAUCUGGCUGGAAAGGCAGCCCCAAUUGUAUUUUACAUAGUGGGCCCGCUUUUCUUGGGAUUCACAGCUCAAUUCAUUAUCAUUAUCCUUUUAGUAGCAUUUGAUUUCUACGUGAGUAAAAAUAUAAGUGGGAGGAAAUUGGUGCAGCUGCGUUGGUGGUAUGAUGCCACCAACAAGAAUAACUCGAAUUUUACAUUUGAAUCGCACAAACAGUAUACGACGGGCCCCCCAAUCAGCGCCAUCGAUUCCAAACUGUUUUGGUGGUCAAUGUAUCUUACACCUGUUGUAUGGUUUGUCUUUGGGAUAUUAUGUCUGUUGAAGUUGAGGCUUUUCUAUUUGAUUUUGGUCGUGAUGGUGGUCUUCUUAACCGGAUGGAACGCGUACGGUUUCCGUUGUUGCGACAGAUGGGAUCCACAGACUAACUCUGACGGAAACGAGGGGAACGGUACAUGGUUCCAGUUGCCCAACAUGCUUAAUCUUGACAACUUGUCUAGAAUUUCAAGGGUUCAAUCGUUCUUCCAAGGUAACGGAUCAACAGCGACGUGA